UCCGUCACAGCUAACUGACCGUGGAGCAGCUCGCAUUCCCCGUCCGUCGAACCGCUGCAUCAUGUACAGGUUCAUGGACUCCUGACUGGACUGUUCAAACCAGAAAAUCUUCCCCCAAAGGCGCAGUAUCAUUUUCAUCUAACCGUUAUCCAUGAGAUUCUUCAGGCUUACCUUCAAGUGCUUCGUCGACUGCUUUUGAAUCUCCUUUGUCAACGGCUCAACUGACCGCGGCGCUUUGUGACAAUUUCCAUCUCUUGGCUGAGCUGAGGGUUUCCAACGUGUUAUACUGACAAAAACUGCGAUUUUUUUUCCAAUUUCGAGAAGGCGAAAUAAACUCAGAAAUUCAAAGAGACAACUGGAGCACUGCAUACCGAGGCUACAUCUCUGUGCCUGCCUCUCUGAGCCCGCCGGGUGUCUUGUUAGCCGGGCACAUACAUCAAACUUCAGCAGCCCCCUGGCUAAACCAUCAGCCAGCUUGGCUGUUUGACAGAAACACCUUUAUUUUUGUGCCAACAACAUGUCACCAGAGUUGGAAGAGAAUAGCCAAGGUGAAAUCAGUCUCCCCCAAUUGGAGGCAGGGACCCUGUCCGAGGAGGAGGGUGGGGGGUCAGCUCGCCCCCUGGUGCCUGUGCCUGGAGCUGGCCCAGGGUGUGGUGAGGGUGGAGGGGCUGGCCCGCCGCAGACCCAGGACGGGGCUGCAGCUGGGACUGGAAAUGGGGCUGUAGCGGUACCAGUGGUGGAGAGGGAAACUUGGACCAGACAGAUGGACUUCAUCAUGUCCUGCGUGGGUUUUGCUGUCGGCUUGGGCAACGUGUGGCGGUUCCCCUACCUUUGCUACAAGAACGGAGGAGGGGUUUUCUUGAUCCCCUACCUGCUGAUUGUGUUCAUCGGAGGCAUCCCAGUCUUCUUCCUGGAGAUUGCACUGGGACAGUUCAUGAAGCAGGGAGGGGUCUCUGCCUGGAACAUCGCACCCCUCUUCAAAGGUCUGGGCUUGGCUUCUAUGGUGAUAGUGUUCUUCUGUAACACCUACUACAUCAUGAUUCUUGUGUGGGGCCUCUACUUUCUCUUCCACUCCUUCACCAAACAGCUGCCCUGGGCCACCUGCGGACACCCCUGGAACACCCCCAACUGUACACAGGACUUCCGCCGCACCUGCCACAACCGCAGUGCUACCCAGCCGGCUCUGCCAUCAUCUUCUGCCACCCUCCUCUCCUCCACGUCCCCGUUGAACCUAUCUUCAGCCCAGCUACUCCUCAACGGAAGCUGCUCAGAGAGCACUGAAGGCCUGCGUUCCCCAGUCAUCGAGUUCUGGGAGCGUAAGGUGCUCCGUCUGUCUGGAGGGCUGCACGAGCCUGGUGACAUCAGCUAUGAGAUGGUGCUGUGUCUCAUUGUCACCUGGGUCAUUGUUUACUUCUGCAUGUGGAAAGGAGUUAAAUCGACUGGCAAGGUUGUUUACUUCACAGCUCUGUUCCCCUACCUGGUUCUGGUCGUUCUUUUGGCCCAUGGAGUCACUCUACCUGGAGCUUUGGAUGGGAUUGUUUACUACCUGAAACCAGACUGGUCCAAACUUGGAGAAGCGCAGGUGUGGAUUGACGCAGGCACCCAGAUUUUCUUCUCCUAUGCCAUCGGACUGGGCGCCCUGACUGCGCUAGGCAGCUACAACCGCUUCCAUAACAACUGUUACCAGGAUGCAUUCUUGCUGGCCAUCAUUAACAGUGGAACCAGUUUCUUUGCAGGCUUUGUGGUGUUUUCUGUGCUUGGCUUCAUGGCUGCAGAGCAAGGCGUGGACAUCAGUAAGGUAGCUGAGAGUGGUCCGGGCCUUGCCUUUAUAGCCUAUCCCAAGGCUGUGACUCUGAUGCCACUGGCGCCGCUUUGGGCAGCACUUUUCUUCUUUAUGUUGCUCAUACUGGGCCUGGACAGCCAGUUUGUAGGAGUUGAGGGUUUGAUAACGGGAAUCAUGGACAUGCUACCGCCUAAAUCUGCCCUGGGCUCCCUGCGGCGAGAGGUGGUAGCAGCCAUCUGCUGCGUCAUCUGCUUCCUGAUUGACAUGUCCAUGGUCACUGAGGGUGGGAUGUAUGUCUUCCAGCUGUUUGACUACUACUCUGCCAGUGGCAUCACUCUGCUGUGGCAGGCCUUUUGGGAGUGUGUGGUGAUUGCAUGGGUCUAUGGCGCAGACCGUUUCAUGGAUGACGUGGCUCGUAUGAUCGGCUAUCAGCCCUUACCCUACAUGAAGUGGUGCUGGUCCUACAUCACACCUUUUGUCUGUGUGGCAGUGUUCCUGUUCCAUGUGGUGAACUACAAACCCCUGACCUACAACACAGUGUACACUUACCCCUUGUGGGGUGAAGCGCUUGGCUGGGCAUUGGCCCUGUCUUCCAUGCUCUGUAUCCCUCUCACCGUUAUCUACAAACUGCUGCGCUGCAAAGGAUCUUUGCGGGAGCGGUGGCAGCACCUAACCACCCCAGUUUGGGGCCGACAUCACCUGGAGUACCUGGCACCGGAGAGCGAAGCCAAGCUGCUGCCCCCUGCAGGAACCAAGAGCACGCUUCUCUUUGAAAGUGUCAUCUGAUGAGCUGCGCCCCACAGAACACAGCGCCAAGGUCACCCUUGACAUCAGCACACACAAUCACAAAAACACACACACUACACAAAACACACGCACACCACACAAGCCUGGUAAGAGAAAAGCGCAGAUUGGUUACACGCCCCGCGGUUUUAAAUCAAUGGAAAAGCCCUGGACAAAUGGACCAAAGAUUAAAUGGGAGAAGAACUGAAACGCACCCAUACAGUCAUCAUAUGCUGAUACACCCUCUGCUCUGCUUUCUGACUCUACCUCGCUGACUCUCCCUUCUCUUUUCUGCUCCCCUGCCUUUGUGCUGUCCCGUCCUGUCUUGUUCUGUGAGUGUGAUGUGUCGACUGUAGAUGCGGUAUCUUCCCUUUCUGUGCCUGUCCGUCAGGCUUUUAACAGCCUCAUCCGUCCCAGCACGUCAUGCCAUUUUGUGCUGAAUGAGCAGAAAAAUUAAAAGAUUCUAAUGAAACUUUAAAAAAGAAAGACCUCAUAUCUGCUGCUGAUAUGCCAUGGUCUAAGUGUGUGUGUGUGUGUGUGUGUGUGUGUGUGUGUACGCGCAUGUAUGCCUGAAAAUGUGUACCUGUACGUGUGUCUGUGUGUAUGUGUGUGUGCAUGUGUCGACAACAAGGAGUGUGUGUUGGACCAUGGCAGUGGUGUCUUCAUUUACAUGUGACAUCAUCUUUGGUCAUUGUUUUCCGCCCACUGUAUUCAUUCAAUUAACUGUAUAAAAACAACUUCCAUUUGUCAAAAAAAGAAUCUAAAAGAGACAAUGCAUCACCACUUCCAGCUGUGUGUUAUGAACUAACUUAAGUAUCCAGUGUAUUGUAGGGUCUGUGAAUCAGUGUUAACAAUAUUUGGAGGAGAUGAUGAUUGGUAUACCACCUUAAGAGAAGGAGAGAAACUUAAGACUGAAUUGUGCAAAGAGCAGGAGACUGGUAUGUGGGGAGGGGAAAGAGACUUGAUGCCAUUUUUUUGGGAAGAAGCAAUAAAUGACCAGCUAAAGAAG
Molecule: messenger RNA, 3575 nt
Organism: Epinephelus fuscoguttatus (brown-marbled grouper)
Lineage: Eukaryota; Metazoa; Chordata; Actinopteri; Perciformes; Serranidae
Product: sodium- and chloride-dependent creatine transporter 1
Exons: 14
Coding region: 518-2569 (683 amino acids)
Biological process (GO): sodium ion transmembrane transport
Cellular component (GO): membrane
Source: RefSeq, a predicted model, not a curated record